Molecule: messenger RNA, 306 nt
Organism: Passer montanus (Eurasian tree sparrow)
Lineage: Eukaryota; Metazoa; Chordata; Aves; Passeriformes; Passeridae
Product: flavin-containing monooxygenase 5-like
Exons: 1
Molecular function (GO): N,N-dimethylaniline monooxygenase activity; flavin adenine dinucleotide binding; NADP binding
Source: RefSeq, a predicted model, not a curated record
CACCCCACUGUCAACGAUGACCUGCCCAACCGCAUCAUUUCGGGCAGGGUGCGGGUGAAGCCGAACGUCCGGGAGUUCACAGAGACAUCGGCCAUCUUUGAGGAUGGCACCAGGGAAGAUGUCGAUGCCGUAGUUUUUGCCACAGGUUACAGCUUCUCCUUCCCGUUCCUCGAGAGCUGCGUGAAGGUGGUGGAGAACCAGAUUCCCCUCUACAAAUUCAUGUUCCCCCCUGAGCUGGAGAAACCGACACUGGCUUUCAUCGGCCUCAUCCAGCCCCUAGGAGCCAUCAUGCCCAUCUCAGAGCUC